AUGGCAUUCACAAACAUAUAUCUUGUUGUUAUCGAUCCUCGUUUUCAGUUCUGGAGUCAUCUCCCUUGUUCUCAAGAUGAUUUUGAGCCAUUGUUCUUGGGUUUUCUUCUUGAUAGAGGCAGUGUAUUCACUUUGCUUUAUGCUCACAACAGGUACUUGGAAAAGCGAAAGUUUAUGCUUUUGGCUUGUCGGACAGUCAAAAAAUGCACAGUUUCUACCAGGCAUGUUUUAAAACUUACAUUGCAAGAUAAUAAAAAUGGAAAGUAAAUUUAACAGCGCUCUAUAAAGAGUAACUUUCAACGUGAAUAUUCUAGACCACACAUAUGCAAUUGAAAUUGCACUAUCCAAACCAUCACUAUCCAAACCGCCACUAUCCAAACCAUCCUAUUUCUAUUAACUGUGAUUUAUGCAAUAGUAAUUUAUUUUACAUGUGUGUACUAACAAUCUGUACCUUCCAAAGUUUUACAACUGAUUCACUAGCUCUGCCUGGUUUAAGUACUUCCGGCAACUUUUCUGGCAGGGACUUCAUUAGGAUCUUCUUAUCCGAUCCCAUCAAGUUCAUAAAGUCAUAAAUACCACUUCCCCUUCCAUCUCCAUCCUUCUCCCAUACAUCAAAUGUGACGCCGCAUUACCGGAUUGAGUUGGUGAGAUCAGAUAAGUGUUUAAUUGUCCUAUCCUUUGGAGCCUUAUUGAGAUUUUCCUUGGCAUCCCACCCCAAAGCUUGAUUCACCAAACUCUUUGUAAGGAUAUCUAAAGUGAAUAAAUAAGGUACCGUACAUAAGUAGUUUUAAUUUUGUCCCCUUUAGCACAAGUAUAAGGGUGUGGGGAAGAAAGUUAUCCUACUAUCUGGGACUUGGUCAACCUGUUCAAUGGAAAUGGCACAUUAAUGCCUAUCACUUAGGUAAACUGGAUUGGGUCAAGUGCUUUCUCCAUUAGUACCGUUCUCCAUUAGUGGGUACUAAAUAUUUUUUCGUCAACCCAUUAAGCACCAGCACUCUCUCCACUUGACAAGUAAAAUAUUCUUGCAUAAUAUAUAGGCAGAGAAAAAUCAUUUUACCUGUAAUACGGAGCAUCAAAUGUAGCUUGCUUAAUUUUCCCAGCUUAUUCUCACUGGGAGUUUUCUCUCACAAUACCAUAUACUUUGAAUAUUUAUGCAUGAGAUGAUCAAUUAGUCAUCCAUAUACACCACGUGAUUGUCAGACAGUAUAAAAGUAGCACAGAAUUGGUAUCUUUUGAGCAUUUGCGGAUUUGCCACCGAAAAGGAAGGACGGCGCUGAAAUUUUUUGGUCACACGUGUCGCAGCCGAGCCUGGCCUUGGGAAUUUAACGAAAUGCAUUGCUUACACAGAAGCAUGAUAACACUCCCCAUACCAUUUGACUUGUCAUGGUAUGUCUAGCAUUGAUGUGAAUUAAUCGUCCUCCUCAACCAGCUGUACUUGGAAUCAGGUAUCUAUUUGUUAUCUACCGAAUUCAAGUGGGUCGUCGCCACGAGUUUCGAGCCUAUUCAGUUGUCUUUGGUAUCAUGUACAAUUUGUUACAACGGCAUUUAUAUUACACUGUUAAUGUUCAACCUGUAUUUUUCCGCAUCUGCAUGCAUACAUGCAAUGUGUUUGUAUUUUCCACACAUUUUCUUAGGUACAGGUUUUUUAAGUCAUACCUGUUGUAUUCCUUGUCGAGUUUCACUGGCACUUAGUUGUAUUUUGCUUGUUCGUUUCUAUUUAAAUGGAUCCGUAUUAAUACGGCAUUUUAGCGAGUUCAAAUGCACAAAAGCCUAACGUUGUCCAUGGCAUAUAUUUUGUUCUCUCGCGGGGUUUCAGCGUUUCCUACUGUGCGGUCUGGCGAGUUCGGUACACUAAUCAAAACCCUACACAUGACUACGACGUGUUCUUGCUGCAGAUACAUUCUGGGAACGUGUACUCUGGCGUGUGACUGGGUAUAUGCGUUUAAAUGUAUUCACUUCAGCUUUUGGGUCCAUAGUAGCCUACGAGUGUUGUUUAUUCUCAGGUGUUCAUAGUUGUUUUCGAUGCCACAUCGUAGUGCGUUAGUCACUGCUUUUGCUCACAAUCCUCCGAAGCCCAAGUGUACUUAGGCCUACAAUUUGCAUGUUUUGUUUUCUUUUUGACGACCUGUGUUCUAUUUUCCUCUUGGCUGUGCAUGUUCUGUCCUCUAUCUCGUGGUUUUCAAAGUUAUUUUGUUUUAUUUUCUCACUGUUACAUUCGUUUGGAGUCUUUCUGUAUGCAUAAAGUCGUUUUUCAUGGUCAUUAGGUUUGUUCGUUCAUGCAUUUAAUGGCGGCCACUUUUCGAGUUUUUUAACCCUCGUUCCGGUGGUUUUUUGGCUGGUAAUCUUUUUCAGAUUCCCCCUCAUUAUUUGUCAACUCGGUUGUUAAUCGCGUUUUCCUAAUGUGCGGUCUGGCGAGGUGGGUACACUUAUCAAAACCCUACUGCCAUCACAAUGUUUGUUUGCACAUAUUUUUACUGCCCGGGUAUCUUAAUUUAAGGCUUUCAACAUUCCCUAAUAUAUAGCUAUACAUAUAUAUUCAUCAACUUGCGUGGGUUGUAUUUUACUCGCUCGUUUUGAAACGAUGCUUGCAAAAUGCCUAAUGCAAAUAGCGCUGCGACUACAAAGAUUGCCGUUUUUCAGUCAUUUUGUAUUACGCAUGGGAAAUUGAUACCGCUUUCUGAAAAGGUAUCAAUUUCCCGUGCGUAAUACAAAAUGACUGAUUGACUGAAAAACGGCAAACUUCACAGGGCUAUAUUAUCUGCAUUUUACAACAUUUCACAGCGAAACGUCAGAAUAUUACUAAUUUUGUGAUGCUCUUUCAAGCUGUGAUGAAAUUUUUGUCUAGACUUGUUUAGAUCAAAACUUUGUUCAUUACAUUAGGUAAUAGGUCCAAUGGCUCUCAAAUGGAAUUUGCUUACUCAUAGUGUAUUACAUCAGCAAUAUGUCAUAGAUUAUUUUUAGUGAAUUAAGUCAUAUUUUACUCUAACCGUUAGUAUAAAAGCUGGUGCACUUUAUGCAUUAUUCAUGAGUGAAAGUGAAUCAUGAAGAACUUCUAAUAUAUCUGUUAUUUUGUGAAAUCCAAUACCGAAACAUAACGAUUAAUGUGAGUGAUUUUUGAUUUGCAAUUUGUUGGGUGAACCAAAGAGAGACAACAAUGAAAAGGCACCAACCGACACUUGCACACUUUUUCCAAAAGAAAAACAAAGUUGAGAAAUCAUCAGAAUUAUGAAAGUUUUCUGCAGUAUUAUUUAUUAUUUUAUUUUAAAUUAUUUUUAAUUUUUAAUGCCACGCUUGUUUGCUUCAUGUCGCAAAAUGUAUUAUGGCGGCUUUUCUCUAGAAUCAUUACCCGGCUGGGCACAUACAUGCAUUUUUGAUAUUUGGCCAAUUGGGCCGACUCGAUUGUAUGUUCGCUGAUCACUUUAUUUAUUCUUUCCAGAAUCAGACCCACAUGCACAACUAGAUGAUGUCGAACCAAUUAAUCAAGAUCAAGAACUUGAAGAUGAACGAGAUGACCAUGACACUCAACGAGAUGAUGCUGGACCAGAUGAAGUUCAUACGAUUUGUGAUCCUGAAGAGACUCAAGAAGAAUCCGCCCCUCAAACUAGCCAAGCAAGCUCCUGUGAUCUCAGUCAAGAAUUGGACAUUAAACCAUCACAACCGAAGCUCCAGAAAUUUCUGAUAAAUACAAACUUUCCAAGCAAAAAAACAAGAUCUUUCAACACGAGCUGGUACAACCGCUUCGACUGGCUAGAGUAUAACGUUCAAAGUGAUGCAGCAUUUUGCUUUGCUUGUAAAAACUUCGGCUCAAGAAGUUCCGCAGACACCACAUUUACCGUAACUGGCUUUAGGAAGUGGACUAAUGCCCUAGACAAGGACAAAGGUUUUAUGAAACAUCAGAAAUGA
Messenger RNA from Paramuricea clavata, 3903 nucleotides. The record is from the annotation of a GenBank genome assembly. Lineage: Eukaryota; Metazoa; Cnidaria; Anthozoa; Malacalcyonacea; Plexauridae.